Lymnaea stagnalis (great pond snail) is the source of this 12293-nucleotide messenger RNA. The record is from the annotation of a GenBank genome assembly. NCBI's taxonomy places the organism in Eukaryota, Metazoa, Mollusca, Gastropoda, Lymnaeidae.
AUUUAGAUGUACCCAUUAUAAACAAUGAGACGCUAACUUCCCUAAUAGGAACUAUAAUGUCGACCGUAGCUUAUUUUUAUGAUCCUGAGGUCGGAAAUUUUCAUUAUGGUGAGUUUGCUAAAAAUUAUCCUUUGAAAUAAAGAUUUAGUAUUUUUAAAAUGUCAAAAUAGAUCCCUAUGGGCCAUUAAAUUGUAAUUUGUUGAUAUAAUUACCUAAUAUCGAUAGGUCCUCAACGUCCUACUUUAAAAAUUGCUUAAUUUAAAUAAGGGCUUUAUUUUUUUACUUUAGGACUAGCAUUUUCCAUCAGGUAAAUAGAGAGGAAGUUUUUAAUUUAUUUCACUAGAAAUAAUUUCUUGUGCUAAAAUAAAAAUUGCCAAUUAGUAUUAGUAUUACUAAAUUACGAGGCCUAGACUAGGUUCUUCGAUGAAACAAGGGUGACUACUACUUUGUGUUUAUUGGAAAUGGGAAUCGGCACCGAAAAAUCCGAGUGUUUUAAUUUUCCGAUGUGUGUGUCUAUUUAUUAUUAAAUGAGUACUUUCGACAUAUAUUUGAGUUCUGUUUUUGGCCUUAUAAUUUGGAAGACAUCUUGGCCUACAUUUCCAUCCAACUAUUUUGCCUUUUUCAGUCGACCUUUAUUUUGAAAAUCUUUGGUAUAUAUACAGCAUUUUUGCAUACAAAAUUUUUUGUGAAUUAAUAAUAAGAUAAGGUCCUUUUUUAUUAAAUCUGUAAAAGCAUUAGAUAAUGAUCUAUAUCUGUGCCGAUUCUCAUUGAUGUAGGUCGUGUCGGGCGUUUGUUACGAGUGUCCAAAUGACCCAUAUCACCAUAAGGUCGCUCAACCUAAUUUCGACAUGUGGGCCACGCCCCUUUUUUAAUGGCGGAAGUUGCCGAUACUUAGGAAAUAUUUAAUUAUUACCAUUAUAUACAUCAAAAUAUUUGAUAACUUGUGUUUCAGAAUGCAUUUUGAAGACAUUUAAACUGGAAUGUUUUAAUUUGAGCUUUAAAAACCUUGAGUCCAUAUCAUAAAUCAGUGGUCUCCAAAUGGCGGUCCGUGGACCUUCACCAGUCCGCAUGCCUUACGCUGCCGGUCCCCAUAACAUAAAUAUUUAUUGUCAAAUAGAAAUAGAAGUAUAAAAAUAAAUCAUGCACCGGUACCUGGUAAAAUUUCGAAACUUGUUCACCGGUCCGCCAAACUUAAAAGUUUGGGACCCACUGUCAUAAAUGAUCCCAAUUUUCUGUGUGCAACAAGUAGUCAUGGGCAACCCUUCUCAUUCACAGCCACUUGCAUAACGGCUAUAUCGUAGUACUAUCUAAGAGUUUCAUUCAUAAGAGUUUGCAGUGUGCAAAACUAUUAAACCAUUGGUCAGGAAAGCUUUAAUUAAUUAUUCAUGUGCCAAAGUUGAAAGUUUAAAAUAAGUCGACCCUAAACAGUACUUUAGUGAUAAGGGGAUGCGUUGCCUUAUAUAAACUAUAUAGUCAAUUUGCAUGACGUGAUCAGCGGAAUGAGGUCACAGAAACUGGAGAUGCAGUCCAUGUUAAAAAAGGACAAACCAAGUCGUACUUAAAAAAUUCAUAACUUUAAAACUACAACAGCUAAAAAUAUGAUUUUGGUGUUGUAAUUCUGUCCAAAAAUUAGCUGUAUUCAACUAUGCCAUUGGUUUAUUUUUACAAAAUGUUUAAAUUUUUGACCAAAGUACCUACCUAGACUAACCAAUUUCAAAUAAUUUAGAUUCAGCCCGUGACGUCAUUUGUGUGUUUAUUUUGUUGCAGUGAAUUAGGGUUUAGGUUAGAUUGAGGGAUCGAUUCAGGGUUCAGGUUAGGCAUAGGGAUCGAUUUAGGGAUAGGUUUAGUGACAGAAUUAACUGGUUGUGUCAACCAAGAUGGCGGAAACCCCGGGACGAUCUCUCAGAAUUUACCAAGUUAAAAAAUAAAAAUAAUAAAAAAUCAGAAAGUCUAAAGUAAAGUUGUAUUUAUAGAGCAUCAAAUAAAAAUUGAAGCCAGAAUAAUAAUGCUAAUAAUACUAUGAAUAUUUUUUAUUUUGUUUAGAAUUUGUAUUUUUUUUUUUACUUUGACUGAGACAUGUCUAAUAACUAAUAAUGGGCAUGGACUGAACCUCCACAUUUUCUUACCUGAUUCAGCUGAUCGCAUUAUGUGUUAUGUACUCUUGAAUAAAUAAACUUUUAUUUUUUAAAAUAAUUUUAACACUUUUUAUGCAAUUAUAAAUAAAUUGUAACUUAUCUAGCUAUGUAAAAUGUGUUAUCAGCAAAUUUAAUAAAUAAGAGAUGGCUGUUCUGUUUACUGUAACCAAGUCUAAAGCAUCAUAUGUAUAUACACUGCUAAAGACAUAGAUUUUGAACUUCUUCAACUUCAAACAUUAUUUAGAGAAAGAUGCCUUAUAAAUAUACCCACGAAUUUCUUAAAAUUAGGGUCGAUUGAUAAGGCAAAAACUUACAUUGGAAAUGUAGGCCAUGAUGUCCUCUACUGUGAAUGUGUGGAUGGAUACCACAAUUUUAUGACAAAAUAAUCUAUUCAUUAGUGAAAAAGCACUAAUGUCUAAAAAUUAAUGGCUCAGAUUCUUCUGUGCUAACAUCCAUGUCACUUACAAAUUUUGAAGUAGUCUCCAUUGCUUUACCAGAGUGCCUCCCAUCAAUGAUCAUCAUGGAUAACCUUAGCUUAGAAUUAAAUGCCAGGAUAUGACCUAUGGUAUUUUCUUUACGGGAUUCCCUACCAUUUUUAAAAAAAAAAAAACGAAUAGAAACUCACCGUUGUUGCAGGGCCUGUCUGUGGUAAAAGUGGGGCCCUAAGUAUAAUUAAUAUGAUCUAAACAUAAUAAAAUUUCACCUUUUUAAAUUAGGACCCGGCCACCCAAUGAAGCCUCACAGAAUAUCUCUCACACACAGUUUGGUAUUAAGAUAUGGGCUUCACAAGAAAAUGAAGGUAAGGAAUAAAUAAACUUGUCUUUCAGUCAUGGGAAAAUUGUGAAGAAAGCUCUGGUUUAGACUAGUUAUAAAAUACAUAAAAUAUCCAGAUCGCAGUCAACGGUACAAAUCAAAUAAUCUACAACACUCAUAUAUGUAUUGAUUCUCUUGAGAGACAGUUUGUGCGAGGUAAUCUGUGUAACCACCCCACCAGAUAACAAGGUGUGUUAGACAGGCAAACGAAAAACUACUAUGUAUUUGUUUUUUUUUUGUUUAGUUUAAGUGCUUUAUUCGUGUUAUCGUUGGCUAUGGUUCGUUGGAGACGUGUAGAGCACAAGCGUUUUUUCCUGUCUGUUUUACACAGAAAAUCACCCUACAAAUAGAAAAAAAUCCCAACUGUAAUGACAAUAAAAAAUAAAUAUAUUAAUGCUAUCUGGAAAUUAUUUCCCACCAAUUUAAUGAUAGUCUGUUAGAAUACAGAUUUCUUUAAUGUGACUAAAUAUGUGCUGACACUCACAAUAUUUAAUAAUAAUAAUAAAGAUUAUUUAAAAAUCACGCUUCAUCCCCAAAGGCUCGAAGCGCGGUACAUACCACAUUGAAGUACAAAAUUCAACAUUACAAAACUACAUCCAAGAAUACCCAUUCUAAGUCUUUCAUACUUUGCAACCAUAAACAACACAGGCCAAUAUACAUCUAAAAGCUAGAUAGACAUCAUCAGUUUGUGCAGGACAAGGUCUAUAGCUUUGGCACAACAAAUAAGGUGUUGAAACAGCUUUAUGCCAGAUCUCAUUUGUUUGUUUGCUUGGAGCUAUGAUUACCAUUUGAAGACAUUCCAAUGGAUAAACCAGUCUCACUGGAACUGGGAAAAAUAUACUACAUAAUUAAAGAUAUAGUUGAAGAGAAAUAGUUUAAAAAAAAACUAAUGUUAAUAAUUUUAUGCAAUAAAUUAACGAAGCUAAAAAAAAACCUCUUGGGAAAUCACAUGUAUAUGGGAAAAUAAUCCACGGGAUUGAAUGAAUAAGUUUUUAGCAACAGAAAUAAGAUAUUAGAAAACAUUUUGUAUUACAUGUAAUGCAAUUACUUUAAAAAUUUUUUUUAAAUUGCAGUUGUAUAGACCAUAUCAGGCUACAGAGAGGGACAUGUGUCGUUUUCACUCAGAUGAUUAUAUCAAUUUCUUAAGUUCUGUCACGCCUCAAAACGUACAGAAUCACACCAAAUAUCUUUCAGUUUACAAUGUUGGAGAAGACUGGUGGGUAUAUUUUCUCAGGUUGAGUUAAAGGGGCACUUAAGAAUAUUCUAUAAAAUUUGAUAUAUUUCAGACUUUUAACUGACAUAAUAAAUAAUAUAUAUUAUUUAAAUUAAUUAAAUCAAUGAUUUAUAUUGGUAGAUAUGAAAUUGAAAGCUAAGUAUUAACUUAUAUGCAGCGCCUCUUGAUUAGUCAACUUUCUCAUGGUUAAGACACAUGUUUCAUUUUCAGUCCUGUUUUUGAUGGCAUGUUUGAUUUCUGUAAAAUGUACACUGGGGCAUCAUUGGAAGGUGCAGUCAAGUUAAAUAAUAAUGUGAGUCACACGCUUAUUCUAAUACAGAAAAUUUAAUUAAAUUUUACUCUCAUAUUAUUUGAAUUUUUUUAUGUUUUAGAACUUUGAAUAAUGCAUUUUUGUCUAUUCCUGCAAUAGCAUUCAUGAAGCUUAAUGUUGACACAAGCCUGGAUUUUACUUGUUCUUGCUAUCAUUAUUGUUGUAAAGUUUACUAUGUUUGAAAGUUAUUUAUAUGAUGCUUGUCGUUUAUAUUUGGCUCAUACGUCUUCCUGCCUAUUCUUGUACAUAACAAAUGGCUGGCACUAAUUUUUUUACAGCAAUGUGACAUUGCCAUAAACUGGUCUGGUGGACUGCAUCAUGCCAAAAAAUAUGAGGUAAUUCUUUUUAUAUAUCUACUUUAAAGAUUAACUCAAUACCUAUAUACAAAAUUUUGUACAAAAUUUUAGUAUAUGUUGCCCUAGUUUUGGGUCAAAACACUUUAAUCGUUAACCUCCUAGUUUUUUUUUUUACACACUUUAUUGAAUUUUAUUGGACUUAGAGUAGGGCUUAGGAGCAAACAAGUAUUGAAAUUUCUGCUACUGGUAUUUUUUCUGCUGCUCCAGCUCAAAGUAUUUAUUGGGGAAGGCUUAGGAGGGUGGCUAGUUUCAUGAGACAAGAUAGGAGAGAUGGUGAGAAGUAAGAGGUUUAGGUUUUGAGAUAUACAAAUUAUAUUAUUUUUUCUUUAACCUUUUUCAGGCCUCUGGUUUUUGUUAUGUGAAUGAUAUUGUUAUUGCAAUCUUGGAAUUGUUGAAGUAAGAAUUGUGUCUUUGUUUGUUGAAGUAAGAAUUGUGUCUUUGUUUGUUGAAGUAAGAAUGGUGUCUAUGUUUGUUGAAGUAAGAAUUUUGUCUUUUUUGUUGAAGUAAGAAUUGUGUCUUUUUUUUGUUGAAGUAAGAAUUGUGUCUUUUUUUUGUUGAAGUAAGAAUUGUGUCUCUGUUGAAGUAAGAAUGGUGUCUGUUUGUUGAAGUAAGAAUUGUGUCUUUUUUGUUGAAGUAAGAAUUAUGUCUUUGUUGAAGUAAGAAUGGUGUCUUUGUUUGUUGAAGUAAGAAUGGUGUCUUUGUUUUUUGAAGUAAGAAUGGUGUCUUUGUUUGUUGAAGUAAGAGUUGUGUCAUUUGUUGAAGUAAGAAUUGUAUAAUUUUUUGAAGUAAGAAUUGUGUCUUUUUUCUUUUUGUUGAAAUAUAAAUUGUGUGUUUUGUCUUUUUGUCUAAUUUAACAAAUUAAUUUUAUUUUGCACUACCAGAAGGCUUUAUGUGGAUAAACUUAUACUUCCAGCAAAAGCGCAAAAGAAAGUUAAUUCAAUGCACGUGCACUGCUCAAUUAGUACAGAAUCUAGAAUACAACUUUUUUAUUGCUGAUCUUAUAAAUCUAUGGACAAAAUAAUAUUUGAACCAGUUUUCAUGUCUAAUUCCGUUUGGUGUACAAAAAAAAAAUAAAUAUAUAUAUAUAUAUAUAAAUUUGGAGUUAUACUUAUGGCUGGGGUUUUCAAAGCUUCUUUAAUUCUACCUCAGGUAUCACCCACGUGUUCUCUACAUUGACAUUGAUAUUCAUCAUGGAGAUGGUGUCCAAGAAGCCUUUUAUCUCACAGACAGAGUCAUGAGUGUUUCAUUCCACAAAUAUGGACAAUACUUUUUCCCAGGAACAGGUGGCUCAACAACUAAUCAUCAAGAUAUUAGUUUUAAUUUUAUUUGAAACAGAAUAUAUAUAUAUAUUUUUUUACCACUGUUAGUUGUUUGUUUUAACAUGAUAUUUUCCUAGCUCCAUGUUAAGUACAAUAGGCAGUGGAGUCUGCUUAAGUGAUAAGUCAGAAAACAAAUUAAUUUAGUUUAUUGUUUGAAAAAUUUUAAUAGUUCUACAAAAUUAAUCCAAAUGAUAUCAGUGCUAAAUUAGUUAAAUAAAACCAAAAACUCAGUGAUUUUCCUCUUAACAAAAUAAUUGUAUUUUCCAGGUGACAUGUAUGAAAUAGGAGCAGAAAGUGGCCGUUAUUACUCUGUCAAUGUCCCUCUCCUCACGGGUAUAGAUGAUGCAAGUAAGUAUAUGGAGUUCAAGGGUUAAAAGACGCAUUUCUGGUUUACCGUCUUCUGUGGGGUUCAGGGUCCAAUUAUUUUCAAAAUUGUUUUGUAAUUUGGAGUAGCUUUUCCUCAUUUAAUAUGGAUGACUUGAGGUUUAAUGUUUUAAACUGAUUCACUUCAAUUUAAAAACAUAUCUUCUUGAGAUUUUGUGAAUCUAGAUUUAAUAUACUUUGGUCUGUCAGCUGUCUUAUGUCACAAAAGUGUAGACAUCUAGCGUUUAAUCUCAGGCCAAGUUGUUGGCUGUCUUCUGUCUUUGAGGUUCGCUACCAUGCUGGGGCUACAAUUCUAGUCCACCAUACCCUCUGCUGGUCAUCUGCCCUGGUGGGGUAACAAGUCUAAUCCACCAUACCCUAUUAUGGUCAGCUGCCUUGCUGGGGUUACAAGUAUAGUCCAUACUGGACAUUGCCCAGAGCUAGGAGUGGCUCUUGACAGAUUUGAACCCAAUAACACCAAAACUCAUUUUUAGCACUUGCCAUUUGUUAGGUGUAUUUUUUGUUAAUGUGAACGCGCCACAUUGAAGACUUGAAUAUAGAACUUGGCUAAAGUUCCCUUAAAUUGUUCGUACUGUCAAAUAUGUGAAUGUUAAUACAAAAGUAGAAUUUGUUUCACUACCACUUAUUAGAAUGAUGUGUUCCAAGAGUGAUGUUCUUUUUUAUUAGAUAUAGAUUUUAACAUUGAUCAUGAUACUUUUCCUUCCUUGGUAGGCUACAUGCAAGUUUUCAAGCCUAUCAUUAGCAGUGUUAUGGAAUUAUAUAGACCAACAGCUGUUGUGUUACAGGUAAACUUCAUUUACCUUAAAUGAGAGUUUGGUAUUUUCUAUAUAAUUAACAGUAUAGGUUUAGAUUCUGAAAUUGCCUAUUUGGAAAUGCAACAAAGAUGUUUCUCUGAAUUUAGAAAUUGCAAUGAUUCAACCUUUUCUGCUUUAUGUAUUGCUUUUGUUAUAAAUUAAAAAAAAAAGUGGUUUGUUCCAGCUCUGAUGUAGUACAAUAAAAUAGCUCAUCUGUUAAACCAUCAUCAGUCCAGCUCUAUUUCUAAUUUGAGUUUAGCAAACUUUUCUGACAUUUAUCAUAGUUGAUGAACAGAUCAUUUAUAUUUAUGUGAUUUAAUUUCUGAAUUCUGCCUGGAGAUCAAUUUAGGUUUUUUUAAAAUUAAAAAUCUUUUUCUUUUUUUUUUUAGUGUGGAGCAGAUUCCUUGGGAAGUGACAGACUUGGGUGUUUCAACCUUAGUAUCAAAGGACAUGGGUACGUUUUAAUUGAAAUGUUUGACAUUUUAUGUCUGUCACUGUAAGUCAUUAUCUCGGCAUCCAUAUGGAAAUAGAAGAAGAAAUAAUAAAAUAAUUCUGUUUCCCCUCAUUACAUACAUUCCAUGUUGAAAUUAAUUAAUAUUAAAUAAAGGACUAAUAAAGUCAAAUGUAUAAUAAAUCAGCCAAAAAUAUUUGACAAGUGCUAGGUUAAUUACUUAAUCAUCAUAAUGGUAUAUAGAGUUGUCUUACAUAAAUGGUUGACAGUUUUAUCAAAUCUUCAUUUAUUUAUAUUUUCAAAUGGAAAAUUUGAAGAAAAAAAAAUAAUUCUUUUUUUUCAAACAGGGAAUGUGUAGAAUAUGUUAAGUCUUUUAACUUGCCACUGCUGGUUUUGGGAGGGGGAGGUUACACCAAGAGAAAUGUUGCUCGGUGCUGGACAUAUGAAACAGCUGUUUUGUUGGGAGAACAAAUCAGUAAUGAGAUUCCUUAUAAUGGUAAGUAGCUAUGUUAAGCAAUUCAAAUAGAACACUCUAUAUGGUUAGUUCCAAUAAAAAAUUUGAAAUGUCAAUCUAAUCUUAUUUAGCCCAACUAUUCAGUUUAAACAUUAAUGAAAAUAUCGAUUUUAAACCUGUCACAUAUUACACUUGUGUUUCAGAUUUUCCCCUUCCACCUAAAAUUAUAUAAAUAAUGGAUAAGUAUUUUGUGAACAUAUUUUAAAUGUUUUUAUAGACAUCAAAUUAUUUCAAAACAGAAUAUCUGGAGUAUUUUGGUCCUGACUUCUUAUUGCACACAGAAAUCUUCACAAAGCAGGAGAAUUUAAACACUAGACAGGUACAUUUUUGUGUAUUUCUGGAAAUUUGUUUGAAAGAAAUUUUGUCAAUGUAAAUUUGAUAGACAGAAAUUUGAUUGAACGGAAAUUUGGUUGAAUCUUUUUUUUCAGUUCACACAUUAAAAUUGAAAAUUUUAAUAAUUGGUGUUCUUUGCAGUAUCUGGAUAACAUAAAGACCAGUAUAUUGGAAAACUUAAAGAUGUUAACAGCAGCUCCCAGUGUCCAGAUGCAGGAUAUCCCAUCUGACUUGCUGAGUCUAGAGAACACAGAAGAGCCUGAUCCUGAUGUCAGGAACUCUACAGAUGACCUGGAUAAAAGGUGACUCAUAAUUCUCAGAGAGUAAACUAAAAAAAGGUUUUUUUUAAUGACAAGUAAAAUCUCAAUACCAGAUGAUUUUAAUCUUAUAUCAUGUUACAUUAGCCACAGUCAAAAAUUGAAAGAAUUGUUGGAUAGAACAUGUAAAAGUAUUUGAGCAAUAAAAUAAUGAUUAUAACUUUUUAGAAAAGCAGAAACAUUUUCUGGUAGUUGUUAGCUAGCAAAAUUAUUUUAUAAUACUUCUGAGCAGAAAUACAAUAUUUAAGAAAUCAUUUUAGAAACUAAAUAUGAGUUUUUAACAUUUUGAAUAAAAAAUUAACCUGGAAUGAGUCACCAAACGUAUUUUGUGACUUUGGAAACUUAAGAUCUCUGUUGUUUAGCCUUAUGUACAAAGUUAUUUCCCCUUGUUAAAAAAAACUUUUUAUAUGUUAAAACAGACACUACCCUGUUUACUACUAAUUAGUAAGCUUAAGUAAGAACAGAGCACUACUCUUUUUGUUAAAACAGACCACUACCCUGGUUUACAAGUUUAUUAAGCUUAAGUUAAAACAGAUCACUACCCUGUUUUUUACAAGUUAAAACAAAUACCCCAAACAGACCACUACCCCUUACAUACCACUUCCUUUAACAUACCACUACCCCGUUUAUUAAGCUGAACCCCAAUCAAGGACCCCAGAUGCCCAGCUGAUCAUAGACAUCCAAUAAUUCCUAUAUAUACACUCAACAACUCUCCACAGACACUCUAUAAUGUCCGACUGAUCAUAGACACCCAAUAAUUCCUAUAUAUACACUCAACAACUCUCCACAGACACUCUAUAAUGUCCGACUCGACUGAUCAUAGACACCCAAUAACUGAUCAUUGACACUCAACAACUCCUAAUAUGCACCCAAUAAUUCCUCAUAGUAAAGACAAGCAACAAAUCCCUAUAAAAUAUUUAUUUAAAUAAUAAACACUACAACAUAAAUUAAAGACAUGGAUUGAGAAGGUCAAAAAGUUAUUAUGAUAUUCUUAAUUGUGAAUACUUUUUAUUUUUCAGAAUUGAAGCAAACAAUGAAUUCUAUGAUGGUGACAAGGACAAUGACAAGGAAAAUGACGGCUUUCUUGAUGUCUGAUGUUUAGAGCAUCUUAAAGUCAGAUGUGAACAGUUGAACAAUGUACAAUCAUGUUAUUGAGUCUAAAUCUGACCAAGGCCAUCACUGAUCUCAGCCCAGAUCUGUUAGUGCUGUACCGUACACUUCUCACCGAUGGUUCAAGACAUUAACAUAUGCUGAUUGCAUUGUUUAAAAUACAACAGUUAAUUACAUCAUCUUUCAGUUUGUACAACACUGAGUAAAAGCGUUUUAUGAGAUUGGAAUGAUAUCAAAGUUAGCCGAGCAUUCACCAUUUAAUCUCAUACGUGACUUGUAAACACUUCACAGAGCUGCCACAUGUACUCAAGUUAUUUUAUGGAUUCAAAAAACCUGGCAAGCUAUUAUAUGGAUAGGAGGACAAGCUGGAAAGACUGAAUUAGAAUGAGUAUUACAUUUCACUGCUUAGACUUUUUUCAUAAUUCAUCAAGGAUGGAUACAAACGAAAUAUAUCUUGAGCACUGUAAGCCUUAGGAUAUGUGGAGACCAGAGCUCUUUAUGUGCUUUAGUGCCACAGAUGAUGAUGAAAUUCUAAGGAUGAAUGGGAGAAAUAUAUUCAAAGAAAUUUAAUGUGUUCCACAAAUGGAGAUGAGAUUUGACUGAAUGUCACAGAUAGAGAUCACAAAUAAAUUGAACACAAUAUAUAAUUUAAAUGACUUCAACUUAAACGUCUUAUUCUUGUUUAAACAUUCUAAAGUGUUUAAACAAAACCCUGACCGCCGACAAGGCGUUGUCUUAAAUUGUGUCAGCGCUUGUAGUGAGAAAAGAAAACUUAAACCAAACAAUCACGAGCCAAACAUUCAGAUUUAACGUUGGCAAAUCAUCUUUGGGCAUCAGGCUAAUGAACACAGGGAGAUCACUCUCAUGAAACUUAUUCUUGUUAAGUUUAUUUUCAUUCACAUGUGAAUAGUAAUAUGCUGGAUUUCUACGAUGUCUGGCAAAGGUUGAUGAAAAACCUAACAAGAUUUCAAACUAAUGAAAAUGUUACAAGAUGUCAUUUCAAACUAAUGAAAAUGUUACAAGAUGUCAUUUUAAACUAAUGAAAAUGUUACAAGAUGCAUUUUAAACAAAUGAAAAUGUUACAAGAUGCAUUUUAAACAAAUGAAAAUGUUACAAGAUGACAAACUGUUAAGCCCUCCCCACCCACAAUAUCAAUGUCUUACAAGGUGAUUUACACACAAUGCUGUUGGAAAUUAUCAAAUUAACCAAAGCUUAAGAGAAAUUUUCAGUCCAACUCAAAAAGUUUUGAUGUCAUAAGCAAUUAGUGAACAUUGGUAUGUCACUUUCAAUAUAGGCUUCUUAUCACUUGGAAAAAAAAAAUUGUAAACCAAAAAAAAAUAAAAUUAUGCCAUAAAAUUAGGCUAAUAUGUUCUCAGAAGUUUUUCAUAAAGUAUUACGGCCCGCCUUCCAUUUUGAAUUGUGCAGGCCUGCUCCACAUAAAAGAUCGAAUGUACAAGUAGUGAGCAUUUGGUUUUUAUAGCCAUUAUUAUAUUCUGUUUAUAAAUUUAAUUUAAAAUGAUAUGAUACUAUAUUCUUAUCAAAUAUUUUUUUUUAGCUACAACCACUGAAGACGUUGAACAAAUAGUGCAGGUAUAAUUGUUUAUGUCAUUGUAAUUUGGGCAACACAAAUAGAAAGUCUUGUCCCCUUCAAGAUUACAUUGAAAGCCGGCACCAUGUCCACCAAACUAUUUUUCACUGCGACCACACUGUUAACAGCCAUUAUUAUAUUGAUAUCUGACGUUCAUUCCAAAAAACCUGCCAGUCUUGAAUAUUGUUGCUAUAAUAUCUUGUGCCUGUGGAAUGUGACAAGUUGUAUAAUCUACAGUGUAAGACAUCAUCCAAGUUGAGAAGAGAUCUGGGCGACAUCAAAUACACAAAGUGUAACAUGUAUAGUUUAUCAGCCAUGAGCUUUCUUUAAAAAAAACAAACUCAUGCUUUUGAAUAAUUUAUGAGUUGUAUUAAAAAUCUAUUAAAAUUUCAUUACCAAUGUAUUAACAGUCACCAAAUUCAUAUUCUUGUAACAUGUAUAUAGUUAUAUAGACUGCUAGAGCCAACAUAUUUAGGAUAUGAGACCCUCUGGUUAAUUUGCUAGUGUUUGAUGUAUUUCUUAUUAUAAUGUAACAGAGUCUGAAUAAUUUUAAUUGUUGGUGUAAAUAUAUUUGGAUUUAAUAUGAAAAUUUUGCCUGUCUGUGCUUGUGUAAAGUCAUUGAAAUACAUUUGUGA